Paramuricea clavata is the source of this 1224-nucleotide messenger RNA. Lineage: Eukaryota; Metazoa; Cnidaria; Anthozoa; Malacalcyonacea; Plexauridae. The record is from the annotation of a GenBank genome assembly.
CUGCCCGCCUUCGAACGAAUCGAUUUCACCGAAGCACUCAACCAACAACUGAUUUGGAGCUAGCCAUUGCAGAACACAAAACAAGUCAUGUUAAAUCCCUCGUAAUAAAACCCACUGAGUCCACAUUUACCCCUACUCAUCGUAUCGAAUCAGUCAACCCUGCGCGCGCAGCUUUUCCAACGUACGGCACUUACGAGGAGAUGCUCGAGGACGAUACGCAUGCGUCAAACAACAGACAGUUCCCAACAUACUCAAUGUGCCCUUAUCAAGGUCUCAGAAAACCUUUGGCAACAAACAUCCCCAAAAUAUCAAAAGUCCCAAAAUGCCGACGAAGGCUGCUCACUCACGGCGAUUGCACAGACGUGGUUAAGUAUUUUGGCGAAUACGGGAGCAUGAAAGCUGGGCAGUGCGAUACAAACAAUGCCAUUAAAAUAUGCACUGUAUCAAAAGACAAAAAUUAUAAAAGAGAGGAAAUCCAAGUUUCGUGUGAUGCUAGCCCUUGUAAAGACAAACGAAUAUCGCUUGGGCUGUUCAGUCACACAACUGGGAAAAUUGAAUGGCAGUUAGUUAGAGACAUAAAUCGUUUAAGUACGCUUCUCAAAAAUCAUAUAAUGUCCUCGGCAUUUGCACCUGGUUUUGCAUUAUUAAAAUGUGAAGGUGGACAAGGUAUUCAAGUUUUAACUUUCCCAAAAAUUUUGGAUCGCGUGGAAGCAGUACAGAAGCAUGAAAAAAGAAGACGUUUUAAUAUCAAUAUUGUACUUGAAGAUUCAUUAUCGCGUGCGCAUUUUUAUAGAACUCUUUUGAAAACUGCGUCGACGUUUAGGGAUAUUAUUUAUAACCAAUCAAUACCAUCAACUUUACUGGAAUUCGAGAAAGCCCAAAGUCAUGCGUCGAAUACAUAUCAUAGCCUACAGAGACUGUUUACAGCUCAAAAGUACUGGAACUCUAAGACAAAUUGUGGAUACGGGAUUAAGGAAUUUCUUGCGAAUGUUACAAAACAUACUUGUACAUAUGGCGUUGAGGAAAUAUUCAGUCGGUAUAAAAAGGCUGGAUAUAGUACCCUACUUCAAGAAGACCAUUGUUGGUUCGAUCACUGGGGUUCGUUCCUUGAUCCGCGCAAAGGAUUAGCUCGUGUUAAAAACGAAAAAUCACGGCUCAGUCGAUGGAAAGAUUUUGUUCAAAUUGUAAAAAAAUCCGGACGUGGACAAAAGGUUGAUGACUACG